This is a messenger RNA of Cheilinus undulatus (humphead wrasse), 921 nucleotides long. RefSeq names its product vegetative cell wall protein gp1-like. The annotation marks the transcript as partial. The transcript is spliced from 3 exons. The record is from RefSeq and is a predicted model, not a curated record. NCBI's taxonomy places the organism in Eukaryota, Metazoa, Chordata, Actinopteri, Labriformes, Labridae.
AGCUACCCUCCAAGCCCCAGCAGCCCCAGCAGCCUAGCUACCCCUCCAAGCCCCAGCAGCCCCAGCAGCCUAGCUACCCCUCCAAGCCCCAGCAGCCUAGCUACCCCUCCAAGCCCCAGCAGCCUAGCUACCCCUCCAAGCCCCAGCAGCCUAGCUACCCCUCCAAGCCCCAGCAGCCUAGCUACCCCUCCAAGCCCCAGCAGCCUAGCUACCCCUCCAAGCCCCAGCAGCCUAGCUACCCCUCCAAGCCCCAGCAGCCUAGCUACCCCUCCAAGCCCCAGCAGCCUAGCUACCCCUCCAACCCCUCCAAGCCCCAGCAGCCUAGCUACCCCUCCAAGCCCCAGCAGCCCCAGCAGCCCAGCUACCCCUCCAAGCCCCAGCAGCCCAGCUACCCCUCCAAGCCCCAGCAGCCCAGCUACCCCUCCAAGCCCCAGCAGCCCAGCUACCCCUCCAAGCCCCAGCAGCCCAGCUACCCCUCCAAGCCCCAGCAGCCCCAGCAGCCCACCCAGCUACCCCUCCAAGCCCCAGCAGCCCCAGCAGCCCCGCUACCCCUCCAAGCCGCAGCAGCCCCAGCAGCCCAGCUACCCCUCCAAGCCGCAGCAGCCCCAGCAGCCCAGCUACCCCUCCAAGCCGCAGCAGCCCCAGCAGCCCAGCUACCCCUCCAAGCCGCAGCAGCCCCAGCAGCCCAGCUACCCCUCCAAGCCGCAGCAGCCCCAGCAGCCCAGCUACCCCUCCAAGCCGCAGCAGCCCAGCUACCUCUCCAGACUCAUUCCAAUGUCUUCCCCUGACCAUCCCACAUGGAAGCAGCCCCAACUGCCAUACAACCAACACCAAAGACUCUGGGAAAACUAAGGUUCUUGACCUCUGCCUUGAAGAUAUCUGCAUUUUGGAUUUUAAAUUCAAUAAAGCAUUUGGAACUGA